This is a messenger RNA of Aspergillus ochraceoroseus IBT 24754, 1518 nucleotides long. RefSeq lists its product as uncharacterized. The record is from RefSeq and is a predicted model, not a curated record. The transcript is spliced from 2 exons. Bases 1 to 1518 code for a protein of 505 amino acids. Lineage: Eukaryota; Fungi; Ascomycota; Eurotiomycetes; Eurotiales; Aspergillaceae.
AUGUCUGCAGACCCAUUGCUUUAUCCAAUGGAAUAUUCUAUCCGCCAAGAAGAAUGGCUCGACCUUGACGACCUGUUUGCAUUCCCGUUAGAUUAUUUCGACAGCAACCCUACCUCUGUCAACUCUAUUUCUCCUCGAGAUUACGAUCUUUCCCUCACCGAUGCUGAAGUAUUUAACUGGGACUCCAGUCCUAUAAUGCCAUCCCAGCAGUUGUUCUCUGAAUUCGUGAGCUAUGAGCCUACACUGGAAGAGGUCACGCAGCCUGCAUCAGACAUUUCCCAGUCCUUCAUCAACCCUAACGAUGUCUUCCAGCCCACUCCUCCACCUCAGGAAGGGCAUAUGGGGUCAGGGCUCGAUAGCAUGUGGUUUUCCGAUACGCCAAAUCUUAACGACCCCUUCUACUCUUCUGUUCGACAAAUAGUUGAGUCCACCGCUGCCUUGGAUCCACGUUGCUCCUCCCAGAAAGAGAAGCGAAGAGAGGCGUCCAUUGCUCUACACAUGCAACGUCUUCAAAAUGCUUCUGCCUCGGAUUCAGAUUCGCAGUCUUAUUCAAACAAGAGUUUUCCGUCUCCAUAUUGGCCUGACACGCCGCCUGGAAUACCGCCUCAUAAUCGUUCCUGUCUCAGCCCGGCGUCCCCUCCCCUUUCGGAUACCACCCAGAAGUCAUCCACCCCCAGCUCUGCAUCAGAAUCUGCGGCUACGGGGAUGCAAUUGGUCUUAGAUCUCAACAUGAACAUGACCACAAAUGUGCCAAGGAAGCAAAAGCCAAGGUCGCGGGCUCAGAAAGAAAACUACAUCAAAGCCCGUAAAUACGGGGUUUGCGAGAAACACAGAAAGCAGCACAAGAGGUGUGACUGUCUUGAGAAGGCAGCAGUAUCCCAUCUCAGCGGAAAUGGAUCUUCAAGUGUUGGUCCCGACAGGGCACUUGGGCUGAACUUCAACAGCCAACAACUACACACCAAUCCACCUCUACAACGUCAUGUCAUGAACGCCGCGAAAUCUGCAAACGUGAUCCAACCAUCUUCACCAGAAAUGCAGCCAGCCAGGGUGCCCAGGCCGGAUCUAUCCCCUACUCGCUCUGUCAGGCCGCUUGUACCAGCGGGUGUUCAGUGUUCAGUGAUAUCACAGAGCCCUCACCCAUUUCCACCUGGAGAAAGCAGCUUGUCAAAUACUCCCGCCAGUUUCGCAGUUUCCGGAUAUACAGCCAGCUCAGGCAAGCACCAGUUCAAGAUCCGGCCUCUCGAACGGAGGUCUCUCCAACCGCUAUGCGAAUUGGCAGAUUCUCGACCUUCGUCUGUCAACCGCGACGCUUCAACCGUACAACUCCCCAAAAUUGCAGGCAUUUCUCGUGCGAAACAAGCGGGAACAGUCGUUCACAAGACCACGAUUGGACUGCUUUCAUUUUGGCAAGGCUCGUCGGCCUUAUCUUCUCUUGCGGGCAGUAUCUUCGGUAGACUUUUCAUGUUCUCUUCUGGACUUUACAUGCGUUCUCGGAAGGGAAUUGGGCUCUUUUUUUGA